Molecule: messenger RNA, 640 nt
Organism: Trifolium pratense (red clover)
Lineage: Eukaryota; Viridiplantae; Streptophyta; Magnoliopsida; Fabales; Fabaceae
Product: selenoprotein K
Exons: 4
Coding region: 126-452 (108 amino acids)
Biological process (GO): calcium ion transport; endoplasmic reticulum calcium ion homeostasis
Cellular component (GO): endoplasmic reticulum membrane; Golgi apparatus
Source: RefSeq, a predicted model, not a curated record
GGCAUGGAUUUGGAAUUUACUCGGAGUCUCUCUUUCUCGUCUGGUCUAUAACCGCGUAAUAUAGACAGACAGCGAUAUCAUCAAUUUCCCCUUUUUCAAUUCAAUUGAAGCAAUUUCCUUCUUCCAUGGCUUACAUUGAACGAGGUGCUGUCAAAUCAAAGCGGUCUUUAUGGCGGAUCAAGACAAUCACUGAUUUUUUCUGGGCCAUUGUGAACUUCAUAGGCGUGUUUUUUGCUACGAUGUUCUCGAUGGAAAAGUCAGAUGACUACAAGAAAGGUUCUGCUGGUAAGAAAUGGUAUGGCGGCGGCGGCGGUGGUGGUGGUGGUGGGGGACCAUCUGGUGGCGGUCCUCGGGGCCCUCCUCGUGGGGGCAUUGAUAAUGUUCGUGGGCUAGAUAGUAUUAGAGGGCGUGACCAUAGUUCACUUCCUGCAUGUGGCUCAUGCUGUGGUUGAUGUGUUAGAGAUCCCAUUUGUCUAUAUUUGUCACAGUUUGUAUCUUGUUUUCUGACUGAUGUAAUAUGCCUAUAGCAAUAUGACUUCCAAGCUAUGUGUGCACAUAGGUUUAAAUAGCAAAAAACUUGGAUAAUAAUCCGUGUCUCGCACUGGUAUUUUGAUUAAAAAUCAUACAAAUAUUUAGUAAA